AUGGAGGUUGGAAAUUUAUGCUCAAAUUUUGUGUGUUGUGUUUUAAAUAGCGACAAAGUAAUAGCAGAUUUUGAUGCCACACUAACAAAGCACCGGGUCAAUGGUUGUCGGGGACAAAGUAAGUGUUUUGUGGUCUUUGAACUUUAUUCUUUAUUAUCACUAUCAAAUCCGGAAUAUGAUAAGAAAAGGCAGGAAUUAUAUGAACAUUAUCAUCCGUUCGAAUUCUCCCCGACAAUUCCAAUUGAAGAGAAAACUAAGCUUAUGGAAGAAUGGUGGACAAAAACUCAUGGUCUCUUAAUUGAGGGAGGCCUUACCUAUGAUGGAAUAAGGCAAUCUGUCAUUUACUCCACAAUUGCUGUUGUUGAACUAUUUGAGUUUUUGGAGGAAAGAGACAUUCCCGUUCUUAUAUUUUCUGCUGGACUUGCUGAUAUCAUAGAGGAUGUCCUUAGGCAGAAGAUUCACAGACUUUUCAAAAAUGUGAAGAUAGUCUCAAAUCGGAUGGUAUUCGAUAAUAACGGUCACCUUGUAUCUUUUCAAGUGUCAAGGCUGACAAUAUGGGUAGGCAUCCCCUCUCCUGAACCCACCAAACCUUAGCUGGUCCAAAACCUAGGACUUGAAACACAUCCUUGCAUUUAGAAGAGGGCUGGCUUAUGCUACAUUGCUACUAGGCUCUAAGGCCAUUGGAAAAUGGCACUAACGUACAAUUUCCACUUUUCUUUUAUCUUUCAUUUGUUUAAAUAACUUUAUCAUUUUUUCCUCGACACAA
Prunus avium (sweet cherry) is the source of this 766-nucleotide messenger RNA. The record is from RefSeq and is a predicted model, not a curated record. NCBI's taxonomy places the organism in Eukaryota, Viridiplantae, Streptophyta, Magnoliopsida, Rosales, Rosaceae.